Molecule: messenger RNA, 718 nt
Organism: Macadamia integrifolia
Lineage: Eukaryota; Viridiplantae; Streptophyta; Magnoliopsida; Proteales; Proteaceae
Product: 60S ribosomal protein L35a-3
Exons: 5
Coding region: 124-462 (112 amino acids)
Biological process (GO): cytoplasmic translation; ribosomal large subunit biogenesis
Cellular component (GO): cytosolic large ribosomal subunit; ribosome
Molecular function (GO): structural constituent of ribosome
Source: RefSeq, a predicted model, not a curated record
AGCUUGGAACUUGUUAUCGGUUUAUAUAAUCUCAUCGUGUAGUUCUCAUUAGGUUUUAGCUGGACCUCCGCAUACCUUAGCAUUGUCCUCUGCUCGCCGUUAGCGAGGGAAAUCGUAGCGAAUAUGGUGAAGGGGCGCCAAGGAGAGCGAGUCAGACUCUAUGUGAGGGGAACUAUCCUCGGAUACAAAAGGUCGAAAUCAAACCAGUACCCCAACACGUCUUUGAUCCAGAUUGAGGGUGUGAACACAAAGGAGGAGGUAGGAUGGUAUUGCGGUAAGCGUAUGGCCUACAUUUACAAGGCCAAGGUCAAGAAGAACGGAUCUCAUUACAGAUGUAUCUGGGGAAAAGUCAUUAGGCCACACGGUAACAGUGGAAUCGUCCGAGCAAAGUUUAAAUCCAACUUGCCUCCCAAGUCCAUGGGUUCUAGGGUUAGGGUUUUCAUGUACCCAAGCAAUAUAUAAGUGCUUUGGUAUGUGUAGAUGCCAUGCUGGAAAUUCCAGAGACGUGGAGGUUUUGGUUUUUACUAUCCAUCUGGAGCUAGGUUUUGAAGUUUUUGUAUUCAAGAGCUACGAUAGUUUGUUUUGUUUUAUUUUCAGGAUGAUGAAUUUAACAUUUAUUUACAUAUGGGAUUCUUCACACCCAUUUGCCUCUCAAUUGGCAUGAUGGAUGUUCAGAACUUGGUGCAACUAAGCAUAUUCGAGCUCAGUUUGCUAGAAA